AUGGAAGCUGUGUCUUUUCCACUGCGGCUGCACGCAGAGUCUGAGACCCCAGUGGCGGCCGGGGUCCAGCGGGUGCCACUUGGGACCCCGCCACGUGAGCCAGAAGUCCGGGCGUGCGGGCAGGUCGCUUCCCAGAAGCUGGUGCUGCCCUCGCUGGGAUUGGCGGGUUGUGGGCAUGCGCGCUGGAGCCUUGGGGGGCUUCUGUGGCUGUCUCCCCCACCUUCUCGGUGGGAGUGUCUCUGCAGGUUUAGUCCAAGUUGUGGCUACAAACUAUCACCUGAGGGACAGAAACCCUGUAGCCGAGAUUGCCCUUACCCCUUGCUUGGGAGAGAUUUACUGCAAAAACUUCAGGCCACUAUUACCUUCCGAGGGAGCGACCAGCCGGGUGGAGAAGGCCCAGCAGAAGCUAAGCCUGGGGUCCGGCUAGAGGUAACCGUGCCAAUCUCAGAGGAGUACUUGCUCGCAGCCCUCCUCGAAGUGCUCUUGCAGUAUGUAGAUGACCUGCUCAUCGCGGCCACGAGUCCGAAUGAAUGUGAAACUGCGACGAAAGACCUUCUGCGAGAGCUAGAGGAGAAGGGGUACCGAGUGUCUGCUAAGAAGGCCCAGAUUGCCAGACAGACCGUGAGUUAUCUGGGCUAUAAUCUGCAGGGCGGACAAAGGAUGCUGUCCAGCCAACGGAUUCAGGCCGUGAUGCAGAUUCCUGAGCCCACCAACAAGAGGCAGUUCUUGCAGGCUUUGCAGAACAUCCGCCGUGAGGUGAGAGCUCUCCAGCAGGAGAGAUAUCCUAGAGAACAAGGAGCAGAAGCUCCGGAGCCUGGACAGUGGGUGUGGAUCCUGAAUCAUCGAAGGGGGAGUCUGGAGCCCCGCUGGAUUGGGCCGUACCAGGUACUGUUGAGCACACCUUCAGCUGUGCGAGUGGCAGAAAAACCCUACUGGAUACAUCUUGCCCACAUCAAGCCGGCCCCAACACCUGACGAGAGUGAAAAAUGGAGUGUGCAGCCAGUUCCAGGGGAACCCUUACGGGUAAAGUUCUCCAAAUCCUGACAAUCCUAGUAGUCCUAGGCCCCCUACUGGGA
This is a messenger RNA of Artibeus jamaicensis (Jamaican fruit-eating bat), 1076 nucleotides long. RefSeq lists its product as uncharacterized. The record is from RefSeq and is a predicted model, not a curated record. The transcript is spliced from 5 exons. The coding region runs from base 1 to 1044 and encodes 347 amino acids. NCBI's taxonomy places the organism in Eukaryota, Metazoa, Chordata, Mammalia, Chiroptera, Phyllostomidae.